Messenger RNA from Mercenaria mercenaria, 1207 nucleotides. RefSeq names its product LRP chaperone MESD-like. The record is from RefSeq and is a predicted model, not a curated record. The coding region runs from base 16 to 588 and encodes 190 amino acids. The transcript has 4 exons. Gene Ontology annotation, biological process: protein folding. NCBI's taxonomy places the organism in Eukaryota, Metazoa, Mollusca, Bivalvia, Venerida, Veneridae.
GUUUAAAAAUGAGUUAUGUAUUAUAAUGUAAUAACUAUAAUUAUCAAACAGGAAGCUGACGAAGAUGAACUACCGAAUGACGAGUUACCAGAAUGGAAACGAGAGCCAUCAAAAGUGGACAUGUCAAAGCUGGAUACGUCUGACCCAGAAAAUCUUCUCAAAGCUACGAAGAAAGGAAAAACUCUCAUGAUGUUCGCAUCAGUUUCUGGAAACCCAACUCAAGAAGAAACGGAGAAAAUUACGCAGAUUUGGGCGGGCAGUUUGUUUAAUGCUAAUAUGGAAACUCAGAGAUAUGUUGUAUCGGAGAAUCGUGUGAUAUUUAUGCUGAAAGACGGGUCCAUGGCGUGGGAAGUGAAAGAUUUUCUUGUGAACCAAGACAGAUGCGAGGAAGUAACAAUAGAGGGCAAAAGUUAUCCAGGAAAGGGAGCUUCUAAAGAUAAGAAGGAAAAUCAGCCGUCAAAGAAAAAAGACAGUGAUUCUAAAAAAGAUGAUAAAAAGACUAAAAAAAAGGACAAAAGUAAAGAAAAAUCGGGAUCUUCAGAUAAAAAAGACAGCAAGAAAAAGAAUACUGAAAAAACAGAGUUAUGAUCCUUGAGAUAAUGUGGAUACCGUAUACUCCCUUGUUAAUGCCCCAAGUGGCCUUAAUUUUGCAAAAGUGGGGUAUUUAUUAUGGCCAUAGAAAUAAAUUUUCAAUUUCUUUAGUGAAUAUAAACUGUAAACCAGCUUCAAAUGAAUGAAAUUUUAACUGCUAUAGCUCUUCUAUAGUUCCAGUAUUCAUUGAUUAGUAAAAUGUACUAAAAGUAUAUAUACUAGCGGAAAACAGAACUGAGGAGGUAUAUAAGAAAUCGCAAAAAAAAUUCAACAGGGUUUUAUCUGACCUUUAUUUAACACCAGCUCAGUUGAUAUGGUUAUUGCAUCAGCAAAUGACUGAGAGGGAUACACAGCUUACCUGUGUAAAGUUUCAAGCUUUAAUUUAUAAAAUUGAGCGAUACAUGAACAUUUUACACAUGCACAGUUUCUUUUUUCCGCUAGUAUAUAUUUUUUUUUUUCAAAAGGUGGAGUUAUUAGGGGAGGUUGUUAAUUAGUGAAUAUAUGGUAAUAAACUAUGUAUAAAUUGUAGACAUUGGUAUGAUAAAAUUGCUCAUCGUGUUCAGCAUAAUGAAAAUGUAUAAUGCAAAAAAUAAUAAAAUCUCAUGUAUAUCAAAAA